Molecule: messenger RNA, 993 nt
Organism: Effrenium voratum
Lineage: Eukaryota; Dinophyceae; Suessiales; Symbiodiniaceae
Source: the annotation of a GenBank genome assembly
AUGCAGCGGCGCCUGCAGGAACAGCAGGAGGAUGUGAAAGGCCAUGAAGAGCUGAUUCUCAUGCAGCGGCGAGAGAUCGAGGCCCUGCUAGCGAAGAGGAGUCGAGAAGAAACAGAGGCGGAUGAGCUCCACCGUCAAGCGCGGGAGCUCACGACAGAGUUGCGCAGCUGCCGCCGAAGUUGCGGCAGCCUGGAGAGCGAGAUCGCCUCAGAGGAGGCCCGCGCUGCAGCACUGCGGGAGGCCUUCGAAGGCCGCCGGGCGCGCUUCGCCACGGCGGAGACGGCGGCGCGCAACGCGGAGCUCAGCACCAUGCGCGCCACCCGGCGCCGCAUCGCUGCGGAGAUCAUGGCGCGCCGGGAGACGGAGGCGGUGCAAGAGGCCCAAGGCUUGCGGCAAGAGUACCGCGCACGCGCGGAGGCGCACUGCGAGGUGAUCACUUCGGAGAUCGCGGAAGUUCGCACGAACGACCUUUUCAAGGGCCACAACUCUGUGAACCAGGCCGAAGCUACCUCGGCUUCGGAGGAAGCGGAGGCGGAAGCCGCGAGUCGCGAGAUGUCUGAACUGCAGGCGGCCAUUUUUACGCUGGAGCAGCAGACAGCGGUGAGGGAGAGCGAGCUGCACGCCAUGCAGCGGAGAAAGCUGCGAGGGUCGAGCAAGAGACGCGAUGGUUCGGGCUCCCGGACUCCAACUACAGCAACUCAGGACCGAAGGAUUCCGAGCAAGCCGCCCUGCAGGCGACUGAGCUGCGCGUGGCGGAAGGCCGCCAAAGAGAGCAGGUCCUGCGCCAGCAGCUCCAGCGCAUGGGCCAGCCACGGGGGCAGGAGAGGUUCAGGAGGCCUCGAGUGCGUGGGCCCGUGCGCGGGAGUUAGCCCUCGAGGUGGGCGAGGCCCAGGCAGCCUGGGCGCGAAGACAAGCAGAGCAAGGGGGCAACGUCGUCGGCAAACUGAAGGCGAGACUCCAGGAGGCAACGGAGCAAGAGGCCACGAACCUUGA